UUUGUGCAAUCAGCACUGUGGGUGUGAGAUGUGUGUGUGUUAGUGGUACUCCCUGUACCUGAAGGCUGGAUUGUGCUGUCACCGGUCAAUGUGCAGAGCGUGGCGUGUAUGUACAGUGAGCUGGCACUGGCAGGCUGAUCUGUAGUGUAUGUGCGUGGCUGGCAAACUGUGCUGCAUUGUAUGUGUGCCAAGCGUCCCUAGUGUGCAUGUGUUCUGUAUGUUAGGAGGCACGGCUGCCGGCAACCUGCUGUAUAUGUGCUGUGUAUUUGUGGUACUUACACAGUCUGCUGUGGGAAUCCACCUGGAAUCAAGAAAUGGCUGAUUCCCCCCGGGAGCUCACCCAAAACCCGCUAAAAAAGAUCUGGGUGCCUUAUAACAACGGACAUCCUGUGCAGCACAGUGCCCAGAGGAAAGUAUGCAUGACCAACUGCCCGACUCUCAUUGUUAUGGUGGGACUCCCUGCCAGAGGCAAGACUUACAUCUCCAAGAAACUCACACGCUAUCUCAACUGGAUUGGGGUGCCAACCAAAGAAUUCAAUGUUGGCCAGUACAGACGGGACUUGGUGAAAACCUUCAAAUCCUUUGAAUUCUUCCUUCCAGACAAUGAAGAGGGACAGAAAACCCGAAAACAAUGUGCCUUGCUGGCCUUGAAUGAUGUAAGGCGCUAUCUGGGAGAAGAAGGGGGCCAUGUGGCAGUGUUUGACGCAACAAACACAACAAGAGAACGGCGAGAGACCAUCCUUAAAUUUGCAGAUCAGAACGGUUUUAAAACUUUCUUUGUGGAAUCUGUGUGCGUGGACCCUGAAGUUAUUGCUCAGAAUAUAGUGCAAGUAAAGUUAGGGAGCCCAGAUUAUCUGCACUGCAGCAGUGAGGAGGCAACAGAAGACUUUAUGAAAAGAAUUGAUUGCUAUAAGAACUCAUAUGAGACCCUGGAUGAGAACUUUGACAGGGACCUGUCCUAUAUUAAGAUCAUGGAUGUAGGCUGCAGAUAUCUUGUUAAUCGAGUUAUGGAUCACAUCCAGAGUCGCAUUGUCUACUACCUCAUGAACAUUCACAUCACUCCACGCUCCAUCUACUUGUGCCGACAUGGGGAGAGUGAACUCAAUAUCAAGGGGCGCAUUGGGGGAGAUUCUGGACUCUCCCGCCGGGGGAAAGAGUUUGCUCAAUGUUUGGGCAAGUACAUCCAUGAACAGAACAUCCAUGACCUGAAAGUCUGGACCAGCCAAAUGAAGAGAACAAUCCAAACUGCGGAGGCCCUGAGUGUUCCUUAUGAGCAGUGGAAAACCUUAAAUGAAAUUGACGCUGGGGUGUGCGAGGAAAUGCGCUAUGAGGAGAUCCAGGAAUCAUUUCCACUGGAAUUCGCUUUGCGUGAUCAGGAUAAAUACAGAUACCGCUAUCCCAAAGGAGAGUCCUAUGAAGAUCUUGUUCAGCGCCUGGAACCCGUCAUAAUGGAACUGGAACGACAGGAGAAUGUGCUGGUCAUUUGCCAUCAAGCCGUUAUGCGAUGCCUGCUGGCCUACUUCCUUGAUAAAAGUGGAGGGGAACUGCCUUACCUCAAAUGCCCCCUGCAUACAGUGAUGAAACUCACCCCAGUAGCUUACGGGUGUAAAGUGGAGUGUGUCUGUUUAAACGUGGAGGCAGUUAAUACUCAUAGGAAUAAGCCAGAGAAUGUCGAUGUGGACCGCUCUAGCGAAGACGCUUUACAGACUGUACCAAAUCACCUUUAACCCAGGUGGAAUCCAGUCCCCACACGUUCCAUGGUGGGUUUGUCUGCCAGCAGAUAUUCAGGAUGUGAACCAGUGAAACACUGCUAUCAAAUAUCUUCUUCAUUUUUGUUUUUUGUUUUUUUAAUUAAGAUUUUUAUUGGGUGAGUGAAUGUAUAAAUAUGGCCAUGCACAUCCGCUUUUCAUAUAGAGAGGGGUGUGUAUGAAUCACAGUAUUGCACUCCAGUGUAUGAGCUGGGAAUGUUAUGGCCCAGUGACUCCUGAAACUGGAUUGGAUAGUUCUUUCCUAACCAGCUCAAACUGGUGAAUUGCUUGUUUGUUUUUUAAUGAGUCAGUAAAUGAAGGGGAAAUCUAGUGCAGGUAUUUCUUAAUUGUAUGCUUCCAGGUCUUGCUGAACUACAACAUCUGUUGCUGACUGGCUGUGAAUUAUGGGAGUUUUAGUUCCGCAGUAGCGAGAUUGCAGGGAAUGUCUCGUUACUCUAAGCUGUUGUAUAAAAAGCCAUUCUAUUGUUCCCUCCCCAGGUCACUGAUAUACUGUAUCUUAUUACUUGGGGGUGCAUGGUACAUACAAUGUGGCUUCUUGUUGCCAGCCUACAGGAAAUAAUCUCUAAGCACCUUGUAUGCUCCCAGUAGCAUCUGUUUGAAGGGUCCCACAGGUCCAAGCGCACCAUUGCCCCUCAGCAACACUAGAGCAGAAGACUGGUCUGUUUUUGAGAUAUAUAUUGGCAGAGCCAGGGCCACCAUCACUAAUCAUGGGGUGCCACACUUCUAAGUUAGCAGGGUUCUCCCCCAGGGGAACCCCAAAUAUUAGCCCAUUGCUCACCUGUGUGGUGGCCCUGCCAUCAAAUCGAAUGGGGGCCAAAUGAAAACGAAUACCCUACUCACGCAUGGUCCCAACCCUGAUCCAACUUACCAUGCUUCAUUAUGCCAAAUCCCUUCCCAUGAUCUGCCAAACCCUGUCCAUUUCCCUACAAGUCCUACUCCUUCACCGACCUCCACUGCCAUAGGGACUGCAGUACCCAUUGUACCCCCUGAUGGGAUCCCUGGUAAUCCACACAUUGAGUUUCUCUGCAUUUAUCCUUAUUUUUGCACUACUUUUCUGCUGGGGAACAGACUAACCCAUGUUCCAUGGCCUCUGAAGGCAAUAAUCGAGAAAGGGGAGGAGGGGUCAGGCUCAUUCAAUUUUUACAAAACAACCUGCUCUAAAUCCAAUAUUUCAAAUUCCCUUGAGAGUUAAGUUUCCUUUAAUUUCUGUUACUCUGUAGAAACUUAAACAUAUCGUAGUUGGUUGUUCAAACUCUCAUGCAUGGGAAUUACUGUUCAGCUAGGCCUUUAUAGAGAACUGGUAUGGUCCAACUCAAAAACUUCCUUGUUUGUCCUUAACUAACCAGUAGAGCACAGUUCUAUGCAGUGAGCCAAUGGCACAUUGUUUCCUUGGUCAGUGAUUUUAAUAAGGAUGAGAUUGCAUUCCUACUGUUUGAGAGAGUCACCCAGACCACCUUAAUAAGUCACAUGGUUAUUAUGAUGGUUGGCGGGGUGGGGGGGGCAGAGCAGCCAUUUCUCAAUAUUUAUCUUAAAUGCAAGGGAAGAAGCUGGCUUUGCGUUGAUCCUUGUCCUCCAACACAUACAUGCUGCUCCUUACAAAUGGCUUUCCCAGUGAGUUAUUGUGGCACAGGAUUCUGGGUUAUUCUGCACUGAUAAAGGUUUAUUUGCAGGUGAAUA
Molecule: messenger RNA, 3446 nt
Organism: Xenopus tropicalis (tropical clawed frog)
Lineage: Eukaryota; Metazoa; Chordata; Amphibia; Anura; Pipidae
Gene: pfkfb4
Product: 6-phosphofructo-2-kinase/fructose-2,6-biphosphatase 4
Biological process (GO): fructose 2,6-bisphosphate metabolic process
Molecular function (GO): ATP binding; 6-phosphofructo-2-kinase activity; catalytic activity
Source: RefSeq, marked provisional